Molecule: messenger RNA, 553 nt
Organism: Apis florea (little honeybee)
Lineage: Eukaryota; Metazoa; Arthropoda; Insecta; Hymenoptera; Apidae
Product: extracellular serine/threonine protein CG31145
Biological process (GO): protein phosphorylation
Cellular component (GO): Golgi apparatus
Molecular function (GO): protein serine/threonine kinase activity
Source: RefSeq, a predicted model, not a curated record
AAUAUAUAUAUAUAUAUUUAUUUUUCAGAUUCGGAUUACUGUUCCCUGGUGAAAGAAAUCCCACCCUAUCACGAGGGUAGGAGGUUGCUGGAUCUAAUGGACAUGGCUGUCUUAGACUUUCUCAUGGGGAACAUGGAUAGACACCAUUACGAGACGUUCAAGAUUUUCGGCAACAACACGUUUCCCCUGCACUUGGAUCACGGCAGAGGAUUUGGCAGACCUUUCCACGACGAGAUCUCCAUCCUUGCCCCCAUCUUGCAGUGUUGCAUGAUCAGGCAAACGACUCUGACCACUCUUCUAAAAUUUCACAACGGACCAGUCCCACUGAGCGAGGCACUGCGAAAAAGCAUGGCCAAGGACCCAGUGGCCCCCGUUCUCUGGGAACCCCAUCUGGCGGCUCUCGACAGGAGGGUGCGCGUGAUUCUUCAAGCGAUCAGAGACUGCGUGAAUCGAGAGGAUUCGAGCCAAAUCGUCCACGAGAAAACGGAGGAUACCGGAUCCUAGCCGUUUCGUUCGAUUUCCUAGUGCGAAUUAAAGAUUCUGAUCAAACUUU